Molecule: messenger RNA, 884 nt
Organism: Pongo pygmaeus (Bornean orangutan)
Lineage: Eukaryota; Metazoa; Chordata; Mammalia; Primates; Hominidae
Gene: MIEN1
Product: migration and invasion enhancer 1
Exons: 4
Coding region: 173-520 (115 amino acids)
Biological process (GO): positive regulation of filopodium assembly; negative regulation of apoptotic process
Cellular component (GO): cytosol
Source: RefSeq, a predicted model, not a curated record
GGGAGCGAGCUCCGGAGCUGCCCUACGAGGUCAAAACGUAGCAGUGGCGGAGGCCUGCAGGGGGCGCCCGGACACCACCCUCGGCCCCGCCCCGCUCCAGAGGCCCCGCCCCGUCACGUGCCCGCGGCUCGCGUCACACCCGGAAGCAGGGGCACGAGUGGAGCCGGCCGCGAUGAGCGGGGAGCCGGGGCAGACGUUCGUAGCGCCCCCUCCCGAGGAGGUCGAGCCGGGCAGUGGGGUCCGCAUCGUGGUGGAGUACUGUGAACCCUGCGGCUUCGAGGCGACCUACCUGGAGCUGGCCAGUGCUGUGAAGGAGCAAUAUCCGGGCAUCGAGAUCGAGUCGCGCCUGGGGGGCACAGGUGCCUUUGAGAUAGAGAUAAAUGGACAGCUGGUGUUCUCCAAGCUGGAGAAUGGGGGCUUUCCCUAUGAGAAAGAUCUCAUUGAGGCCAUCCGAAGAGCCAGUAAUGGAGAACCCCUAGAAAAGAUCACCAACAGCCGUCCUCCCUGCGUCAUCCUGUGACUGCACAGGACUCUGGGUUCCUGCUCUGUUCUGGGGUCCAAACCUUGGUCUCCCUUUGGUCCUGCUGGGAGCUUCCCCUGUCUCUUUGACCUACUUAGCUCCUUAGCAAAGAGACCCUGGCCUCCACUUUGCCCCUUUGGGUACAAGGAAGGAAUAGAAGAUUCCGUGGCCUUGGGGGCAGGAGAGACACUCUCCAUGGACACUUCCCCAGCCACCUCAUACCCCCUUCCCAGGAUAAGUGCCCACGAAAGCCCAGUCCACUCCUCACCUCAGUAAUACCUGUUUGAUGCACAGAUUUUAUUUAUUCUCCCCUAACCCAGGGCAGUGUCAGCUAUUGGCAGUAAAGUGGCACUACAAACACUAA